Molecule: messenger RNA, 4742 nt
Organism: Anguilla anguilla (European eel)
Lineage: Eukaryota; Metazoa; Chordata; Actinopteri; Anguilliformes; Anguillidae
Product: prostaglandin F2 receptor negative regulator-like
Exons: 9
Coding region: 353-3028 (891 amino acids)
Source: RefSeq, a predicted model, not a curated record
CCAGUCCCUGGACUCAUGUGCGUGCAUAUCUGUUCUGUUCCGUUCGAGUCUAUCUACCUUUCCUAUCUACCUGUCGCUAUAACUCCUCCCUCUCCCGAAAGAAAGAGAACACUUCCGGUCCCGGCGAGCGCCGUAGUCGUGCGCGUGCAGUCCCUUACUUCGUUUCGCACUAUGACGGGAGUAAAAAUGAAUCAUUACACCGGGACGAGUGUGUUCAGGACAGGCACGGCACGCGCCAUUUAGAGCAAAAUAGUUAUCCUCGUGUAAUUCAAGGAAAUUGAGAUUUUUUAAAAAAGGCUCGGGUAGGUUUCAUAAAACUCCCAUUGCAAUUCUGGAUUUUAAAAAAUUGUGAAUGGACUCAUUCCCAAAGGAUAUCCAAAGGGCAGCAUUUGGCGCUGGAAAAAUGAGAAACGCACUUUUAACUUACUUCAUUUUACUUUUAACAUCCGGGCAGGGUGAGGGCCGGGUGGUGCAGGUGUCAGAGGGGCCCCUGGUUCGAGUGGAGGGCCAGCCUGCGACCCUCAGCUGUAACGUGUCCGACUACGAGGGCCCCAGCGAGCAGGACUUCGACUGGAAGGUUCUCCAUGGCAACAGCUGGCUCCAGCUCAUCUCCACCUUUGACCUGAACUACGCUGACCAAUCCCUGCGGAGCCGCGUGGACAGCGGUGACAUCACGGUAGACAGGCUGGGUCCCGCAAGCGUGGAGCUGCAGAUCCGCCGCCUCACGCCCGCCGACAGCACCACGUUCCGCUGCAGCACCCCCAGCACCGACUCCGUCAUCAGCGGGAACUAUGAGGCCGAUGUGAAGCUCAGCGUGCUCCAGGACAGCCUGAAGGUGGCGUCGUCCGCCCCGCCAGCUGUGGUGCCGGAGGGUGGGCCAUUGGGGUUGUACUGCAAUGCCACUCGGGACACACCGCAGCAGGGCUACACCCACCUGUCCGUCACCUGGUCUGUGGGGAGAGGGGCGGGGCCAGAGGAUGUGCUGUCGUUCGGGCCCGACGGGGGGGUAACGGUCGGGGCCAACUACACCCAGCGCUACUCUGACGGUGGGCUGCGUCUGGACCUGCAGGGGGGCGGAGUCUUUGGCCUGGUGCUGACCGAGGCGUUGCCUGGCGACGGGGGCGCGUACGCGUGCACCGCGCGGGAGUGGUUCCACGAGGUGGGCGGAGCCUGGCAGCAGAUCCUGCAGAGGAGCGUGGAGCUGGGGGAGGUGCAGGUCACGCCCACAGCUCAGUCGCUCACCGUCUCCGUGGAAGAAGAUGACAUCACUCUCAGCGUGGGCGACACCCUCAAUCUGACCUGCUCCAUCGCCAUUGACUACCAGCUCUCCCUGGGCCUGGAGGUCACAUGGUUGCUGAGCCCCGCCCCCAGGGGCGGGCCUGCGGAGUCACGGGUCCUGGCCCAGAUGAGCCGGGACGGGGUGGUGAAGGGAGCGGCCGGCCCAGUCCGGUUCACUCGGGUGGAGGCGGGGUUGUUCCGGCUGCUGGUGCAAGGCGUGGCCCAGGCCGAUAGCGGGCUGUACUCCUGCCAGGUUCGGGUCUGGAUCCGCCGCAGCGGAGGGGAGUGGUACCAGGCGGCCCAGAACACCUCUGCUCCGGUCCAGGUUCUGGUCACUAUGAAAGAGGCAGAUUUUAAGGUUGUCCUGCUUGAUGGGGUGACCCCCCAGUAUUCGGGGGACCCCACGGAGCUGGAGUGUCGGGUGACGGACGUGUCCGGGCUUGGCGGCGGACGCCUGGGUGUGUCCUGGCUGUACGCGGAGGCCACGCCCGGCGAUGUGCUCAGCCCCGGGAGCGGCAGCGUCGUGGCGGAGCUGGACGGCGGGGGGAACCUGCGCCCGGGGAACGGGCACGGCGAGCGCCUGGAGCGCGGGCUCCUCGUCCUGUCCCGCUCCGAACCUGACAUCUUCAGGCUCCGCCUCCUCCACACCCUCGACUCCGACAUGGGGGCGUACUCCUGCGCCGUCUCCGUCUGGAGCCCCGCCCCUCACGGGGGCUGGGAGAGGGGCAAGGAGGUGCACUCUGAACCCCUCAACGUCUUCUGGACCUCCAAAACCCCGCGGGUUAGCGUAGCGGCUCGGCGGCUAAGGGAGGCGUCGACGGCGGGCGGUACGUUUGAGAUGAGCUGCCAGGUGACGGGUCAGAACCUGCAGAACCCGGGAUACUCGGUUCUGAUCCAGGUGGAGGAGAAGGUGGGCGGGCGGGUCCGGAAGGUUCUGUCCCUCAGUCCGGACUCGGUGCUGGAGCUGGAGGAGUGGAGCGAGCUGGACCGCGUGGUUCUGGAGAAGACCAGCCCCACGGAGUUCCGCUUCCGGCUGUACCAAGCGCAGCGGGCCGACCGCGGGUUCUACUACUGCACUGUCACAGCCUGGACCCGCCAGCCCGGCACCCCCGGCACCUGGACCCGCAGCGUCAGCGCACAGUCCAAUAAAGUUCACGUCCACUUCACUGACAAAGGUCCUGUCUUCAACGUCUCAGUGCGUGCAGACAGCAGCCGCGUCUCUCAGUGGGAGACGGCCAAAAUGCAGUGCAUCGUGAGCAUCCUGGGCCCCGCCCCCAGCGCAGACGACGUGUCGUACGAGGUGCGGUGGUUCCUGAGCCGAGCCCAGGCCCCGGACAGCGCCGCCCUGCUGGCCAGCGUGGACCGCUGGGGCGUGGUGUGGAAGGGGCUGCGGAACGGGAGCAGCGACUGCAGCAUCGAGCGGGUGGGGGCGCGCACGUACGCCCUGAGCGUGCACAGCGUGCAGGACAGCGACGCGGGACAGUACUACUGCACCGCCACGCCCUGGCUCCGCUCGCCCACCGCCACCUGGACGCGGGGCCGUGACAUCACUUCCUCCCGCAUCUACCUCGCCGUCAACUUCGCACUGUGGGACAGCAUGCAGCGCCCCCUCCUGGUUGGGCUGGGCGUGUCCCUGGCUGUGGGGAUCCUGUCCAUCCUGCUGGGACUGAUCUGCACCCGCUGCUUCUGCCGAAAUCCCCUGCCAGCCCCCCGAUCUCACGGCCCGCUCACUGACAUGGAGAUGGAGUGACCCUGGUGCCACGGCAACCACCCCUCCCCACCCAGGACCAAUCGCCUGUCAGGUUGCCGUGUGACAGCGUCAGUGUGUUGCAGGGGAGGCAGGGGAGGGGGGGGCAGACCGCUGAAGUAAAAACUUUAAGGAGCCCGGACACUCAGCACGUACCUCAGAAACGUCCCACCGGCAAGAGAGACGCCCGUUUGCAACAGAGGCGCGCUGUUUCUACACAAAAAUGCCAAACGGAAAUGUAAAUAAAAGUAUGUUUAAUUUAAAACCCUUGUGUCUAUGAGAGGGACAGGGAGAGAAAGUGAGAGAGAGAGAGCAUAAAGAAAGAAAGAAAGCAAGAAAGCGGGAUCUGUUGUAGCUCUGUUCCCUGCACCAUUGGCAGGCUUGACAUUACCUGUCCUGUCAGGACCCUGAAGCCCAAGAGCUCCACCCUCACCUCCUCUCAGACCUGAUUGGCCAGUGUGGUGUUGAGACAAGCUGAUUGACCAAUCGAUGCUCUUCACCGUGACUUCCGCUGCUUGCACAUGAUCAGCAUCAAAACGCUCAACACGGCAUCGAGCCAUUAAAUGCCUACGGAGGACGCUAUGCCUGGCAUGGGGAACCGCUCAAAUUAAUGCCCAGCUACGAAAUCGUUCGACCUUUGACCUUUGAUGCUGACCUUGUGUAGUGUGUCUCAUCACAUCACAGCUUUGUAUGAAGCAGGCAGAUGGAAGAUGUAAACAUGGAAGGACAUUUUGGGAUAAACCCAGGAUUUUCGGUUUCACAGUGUAGCCUUAUACCGAGGACAGCCGGCUGCUAUCACCGCUUCUCCCAGUUUUCCCAGCCAGCGGCUUUCCUGCACGGAUGACGUCAGCAGCCGGCGGCACUCGAUUCCUCUCGUGUCGUCGGGCGCCUUACUUGGUGCUGAACGCGUCGUUUGAUGCUUGUCACGUGACAGCGGCUUUACUGUGGGUUCUCAGUCUACACUGCUGAGCGCACCACACCCUCAUACCUGCUGCAGUGCAGGGGGCAGUGUAGUACAACUACAUACAGAACUACAUGAUAAUAAGACCUGGGCUUGCACCUUAAAGGUUGCAGGUUCGAUUCCCAGGUAGGACACUGCCAGCAUGUUACCCUCGAGCAAGGACCUGAAUUGCAUGCCUAUACAACAAUGUACUGGCAUGUCAUAGUCAGGCCACACCCAUUUUAGGCAAACCACACCCAUAUUCGUUGUGCUCUGCUCAUUUUACUCAAACCCUUUGAAACCACAUGCUUUUUGAUACCACGGGGUGGGGUGGGGGGGGGGGUGAAACACCUGGUCUCCUCAUUCGGGGCCUCCUGUAUCUGUGAGCCAAUCACGUGAUCGCACUGACCUUUGCCUGGCACUGCCCCAAACCUGUGAGCCUAUCAUGUGACUGCACUUGUCGGCUGGCCCCACCCCAAACAAGGCAUUUUUAAAACAGGAUAAAGAAGGGACAUUCUCAAGGACAAAGACUGACUUUCUUCAACAAAGACUUUAACCUCCAAUGCACAUGAGCCAAAGGAGCUUGUCCUUGCAUGUUUGUAUUAGUUUUUGUUUUUUUAAUCACGUUAAAAUAUUAGUCUACUUUAUAUAUGUUGCCAAACUGUGUGUCUUCUGUAUGAUGAAUUCUGUGUAGAGUGAGUUGCCCCCAAGAACCUAAAACAGUCAGGGUUUCUGUGUUUCAUAUGAAAAAUGAAUAAAAUUCAUUUCCAGCGUAAA